AUCAUAAAGCAGCCAGGCCGUGUGUGUGCACCAGUUGAUCUCCGGUCAGUGCGGACAACAGGUGCACUGCAGCCUCCCUCCACCUCGCUGCUGGAUAAUGCUCGCUGAGCGCCGCUCGUCGCUUUGCGCAGGGCUUCCUCGUCUGCACUUUGGACAUUUGCACGUUUUUGUAUCCUGAUCCUGACCACUUCCAGCCACUAAAAUGCCUUUUCCGCCUAUCAGUCUCCACCAGCGUAUCUCCUCUCCCGGCAGGGAACUAUUCGGGAAAAAGAAAGCCAACGGAGUGCCUCCUCACACUGAGCUCACCAGCAAAUCCGGCAGAGAGAAAGGAGGGUCCGAUAAGGAGAAGACGUCCACUUCUUGGACAUCGGCGAAUUUACGGAAUUUAGGGCGAAAAGCCCAGCAGGACAAGAGUAAAAGCCCCUCUCAGAAGGCAAGUACCGGCCAGGAGACGCAGGGAAAGUGCUCCUGGCUGUCGGUACCCAAACCUCAGGACUCAUCUGAAGGAGUCAGGCGCUCCAGCUCCAUGGACUCCGCCAGACACCUCCAGGGCAAAGAGGACGGGAAGAAGGAGAUUCAGUUUACCCUCAGUCUUACCCCUGAAGCCAUCCUUGUCAUCCAAAAACGAAAUCUAGAAAAGCAGAUGAUGGCAAAGCAACAGAAGUGCUGCGCCUCCGCGGACUUUCGACACAGGCGCGUUUUUCCAUCCAAAAAGGCGCACGGGGCGUCCAAGGGCUGCGCUCCUGUCGCCAAAGUGGAAAGCGCCGAGCAGGACAUCACCGCCAUUGUUAAGAUAUCUCUUUUGAAUGACCAAUACAAGUACGACGAUGUGGAGUACGAAGAGGAGGAUGGAGACGUGGAUGAGACUGUUGUGAGGAAAUGUAAAGAGUGGCUCAAAGGAGUGGAAAACGCCGCUGCUUUGGGAAAAGUCGACAAACUUUCUGCACUCCCGCACCUUAAAGGCUGCUGACACCUGACUGUUGAUAUUUUUUUUUUCUUUAGACAGCAGACUGAACAGAUGAUGGACUCUGAAAUGUGUGCACCGAUGUUGGCCUGCUGCAAUGGCAUCUUAAAUUUGAGUCUUGUAAAUUAAAUGUUUGCAAAUGUGAAGGGAGAAAAUCCACUUCACAGAAUGUCAGUUUGUUUCCAAGUUAUUGCAUAAAAUAGAUGUCAUGUCACUUAAAAAAUACAAUUGUUUAAGAAAUUGAAAACAGAAAUGUCACUGGAAUAAGAGGAAAUUUGGCCUCCACAAAAAUAAGAUUUGAAAGCGUAAUUGCAGUCUGUGGCUCAGCCAACAGUGCUUCUUAUGGUUCACAGGGACGUUGCUUUGCCUGCUCAAUGGUUUGUCAAAGUUUGAACUGAAUACCUUAAUAUUCUCCUUCUUUGCACAUGGUUUUUGUUUUCAGUGGGGCGCCUGUGGAUUGGCAGAGGGGUUUGCGUAAAGGGACGCGAAAGCCGCUCCUUUGUGUUUGAGAACAAUACACUAUCAACAACAGCGCUUUCUAUGCGCCUGCUGCUGAAACCAAACUGGACUGUUGAUUUUUCCUCUAAUAAGAGGGUUAUAUCCGUUGUAGGGAUUUAUCAGCGAUGUACAGUAUUUAAUAUUUACUAAAUGUUUGUGCUGUCAAACGUUUUCUCAGCUGAUUUUAUGCCAAUUGAAGUAAAAAAAAUGUUUGUUUUUUUAAUUAUGCAAGUGUGACUGACCCUUUUAAAUCUCUCUAAAGCUGAUUUGCGUUGUGCCUCUUGAUAAUUCUGUUACAUGAUGCUGAUUUGCAGCCAUUUAGAUUUCUUUUACUCUUCUGGCCACUUCCCAGACUGUAUUUUAAAGGCUCCUUUUGUUGCCACUGCACCUACCUGAAGCCAUUUGGGCAUUAGUGUUCUAAGCUUCUUAGAUUUCCUGUUAAGCAGGGUUGACCAGUGUACUGUGGGGCCAGUGUGCAUGAUCCCGUCAGGAAAUUACCUCCAGUCUGCUUUACUUUUGUUAUAUCCAACAAAACAGUGCAUGUAGCUACUAGAGAUAAACAGUGUUGCUACCAAAUAUCUGGGAGAUGAUUUCACCCAAAGUGCCAGAGCUAUAUGACCUGCUGCAAAACUAUUCCCAGUUUGAACUGAGAGUUUAAUCCUGACAUUCCCAGACUCGUGUGGUCCCCACUGAGCUACACAGAACCAUGUUUUUAUUACAUAAUGAACUUCAUGUACUGCUCAGGGAGAAAGAGGGAUCCACUGAGAGCUUAAUAACAACCCAGCACAUGACUGUUUCUAGCAAGAUACAAUAAACCACACUUAAAGAGAAA
Messenger RNA from Epinephelus moara (kelp grouper), 2294 nucleotides. RefSeq names its product proline rich 18 (gene prr18). Bases 203 to 970 code for a protein of 255 amino acids. The transcript has a single exon. The record is from RefSeq and is a predicted model, not a curated record. NCBI's taxonomy places the organism in Eukaryota, Metazoa, Chordata, Actinopteri, Perciformes, Serranidae.